GCUCGUUCUCUCACCCCUACCCAGAGAGAGGUGGAGUCACUGUGUUGGUCUGUUGGGGUCAGGUGUAGCACACCAGUUGAAGGGUAACUCUGGUCCAGUUCAGGUCCUGUCCUCCUCUUCUCUGGGGUCCUCAGCCCCGAUGCUCCAGCCCUUCCACAGCCCUCCCUCUCCGACCCCACCAGACACCACCAGCCCUGGGACGUUCCAUCUUCCUACAGGCACCCUCUCUUAGGCUACAAGUGCAGACCUACCCCCUCCCUUUGUGGAUCUCUCCUCCUCCAGCUUCCCCCUGGCUUUUAGGUAGGAGCCCUUUCCCCACCACCACCACAACCACUACCACCCUACUGCCAUGGCGGACAAGCUGGGCGCGGUGGAGGACCCCGCUAGCAUCCUAGCGCUGCUGGAGCGCGUGGCGGGCAUCAUCGACAACGUGCAGGCGUGUCAGAGCCGCAUGGAGGAGCGGCAGCUGGAGCUGGAGAGCAGCGUGAAGAGCAUCCAGGCAGACGUGGUGAAGCUCAGCUCCGACCACGCCGUCACCUCCGGCUCCGUGGAGAAGCUCCUGGAGAAGACCCGCAAGGUCAGCUGCAACGUCAAGGAUGUGCGGGUCCGGGUGGAGAACCAGAACCUCCGUGUGAAGAAGGUGGAGGCCACACAGGCUGACCUGCUGGCCAAGAACAAGUUCAGGGUGGUUAUCUACCAGGGUGAAAACGAGGUACCAGCCGUGGGGACUCCACCUAAGGAACCCAAAGAAGCAGCAGCGGCUGCGGCGCCGGCCGAAAUAGAACCGGACAAGUUCGAGCUCCCGCCCGAGUCGGACGAGGAGUACAUGGUGGUGGAGGAGGCGGAGUCUUCCACCGCACGGGUCAAGAAGGUGGGGUUGAGCCGCAUCGAGAGCUUCAAGGCCACGUUCUCCCGCCAGAACAUGGCCAAGACCAAGGAGAACCUGGGCACCAAGGUCAACAAGCUGGGCGAGCGCAUCGUCACCACGGAACGCCGAGAGAAAAUCCGGCAGUCCGGAGAGAGGCUGAAGCAGUCGGGCGAGAGGCUCAAGGAGUCCAUCGCUAAGAACGUCAACCUGAAGAAAGAGAGGACAGUGGCCGAGGGCCAGGAGGGGGCAGAGGGAGCAGCCGAGGGGGCCGCCCCCGUACCCCCCCCGAAGGGCCGCAAAGGCAGCCCAGAGAAGGCCUACACUGAGGUGGCCAAAGAGGCAGCAGACGAGGCCAAAGAGGGGGAGACGGAGGUCCCCAUGUACGACAUGAAGCAGCUGUCAUAGAGGAACUACUGCCCUGUUAACCAAUGGAGAGAAACUACAUGCAACAUGGCGACAUGUCUGCUAUCUUAGACUAACUAACUUGGACUGGCUGCGACAAUGUAGAGACGAGGGGGGGGUCUCAAUUCAACCCCUAAAGCCUUUCCUUCUAUGCACUGGAGCGAGUUCUGCUGCUCCCAGAGGAUUCCACAGGUAGUGAAGAGAUUACUAAUGUUAGUAAACGCAAGUGCAUAAGGGGGUGGGGUUUAGGGAUGGAUUAGAGACUGGGAGGAGGGGAUUUAGGUUUCUGAGUGGAGGCGUGGAACAGGAAAUGACAUAGGAGGAAACGGGCCAGACAGAGAGCCAAUAAGAUUAGUUUGUUGAAUUGAAACACUUCUGUAAUAUCACAGCGUCAACUUCGUGUUUUUGUUGUUGUUUACAUCAAAACGGACUCAUAAGAAAGGCAAAACAAUACAAAUAAAAUGACAGGAAUCACAGUGAGCGUGUGGGACUGUCAGUUUUCUACCAUGUUCAA
Hypomesus transpacificus is the source of this 1784-nucleotide messenger RNA. It is a transcript of the gene cavin4b, whose product is annotated as caveolae associated protein 4b. The transcript is spliced from 2 exons. Gene Ontology annotation, biological process: regulation of gene expression. The record is from RefSeq and is a predicted model, not a curated record. Lineage: Eukaryota; Metazoa; Chordata; Actinopteri; Osmeriformes; Osmeridae. Bases 350 to 1273 code for a protein of 307 amino acids. Gene Ontology annotation, cellular component: caveola; cytoplasm.